This is a messenger RNA of Purpureocillium takamizusanense, 369 nucleotides long. RefSeq lists its product as uncharacterized. The coding region runs from base 1 to 369 and encodes 122 amino acids. The transcript has a single exon. Lineage: Eukaryota; Fungi; Ascomycota; Sordariomycetes; Hypocreales; Ophiocordycipitaceae. The record is from RefSeq and is a predicted model, not a curated record.
AUGCUUGGCCAGUGGCGCAGUCGUGCAGCAGUAGGGCGGCCACUCGGUUGGCUUUGCGUAAACAUGACGAUGCGGAAGCGCAGCGACGGCUUCCGAUGGUACACAAAAGGGCCGCUUCCUCUCCGACCCUCGCAAGCGCCUAGUAUUACUAGACUCGGUGUCGCCAAGUGCCCGCGAAGCGGCGUCGACAACCCUUGGAGCGACUCUGCUUCGUCGCAGAUACAGACGCCCAAGAGACGUGGACUGGCGGGCGUCCAUGUCAAAAGAACGAGCGAAAGAGCUGUGCCAACGGCGGACCUAGUUGAUCACCUAUCAGGAGACAUGACGCCCUGGACGGACCCUCCCCUUCGGCCGGGCCAACAGGGCUGA